AUGCUGUCAGGCAUUCUCAUCUUCAACCAGAAGGGUGAAAAUCUCAUUUUUCGGGCGUUCCGCAACGACUGCCGGCCGCGGCUAGCCGACGUGUUCCGCAUCCAAGUGAUUUCGAAUCCGCAGGUGCGAUCGCCAAUCCUAACGCUGGGCAGCACGACAUUCAGCCAUGUGAAGCACGAGAACAUCUACCUGGUGGCGAUCACGAAGAGCAACGCGAAUGCGGCGCUCGUGUUUGAGUUUCUCUACCGGCUGAUCCAGCUGGGUCGUGGGUACUUUGGCAAGUUUGACGAGGAGGCGGUCAAAAACAACUUUGUGCUUGUGUAUGAGCUCUUGGACGAGAUUAUCGAUUUCGGAUACCCGCAGAACACGGAGACGGACACGCUCAAGAUGUACAUCACGACGGAGGGCGUCAAGUCGGAGCACCGGGCGGAAGACUCGGCCAAGAUUACGAUGCAGGCGACGGGAGCGCUGUCGUGGCGCAAGGCGGACGUCAAGUACCGCAAGAACGAGGCGUUUGUGGACGUGAUCGAGGACGUGAACCUGCUCAUGUCAGCGACGGGAGCGGUGCUACGGGCGGAUGUGACAGGGCAGAUCGUCAUGCGAGCCUACCUUUCGGGGACGCCGGAGUGCAAGUUUGGGCUCAACGACCGGCUGCUGCUGGACUCGGACACGGUGCAGGGGCUGCCAUCGGGCAACCGGCAGGGCAGCAAGGCGACCAAGGCAGCGGCGGGCAGCGUCACGCUGGAGGACUGCCAAUUUCACCAGUGCGUCAAGCUGGGCAAGUUUGACUCGGACCGCAUCAUCUCGUUUAUCCCUCCGGACGGCGAGUUUGAGCUGAUGCGCUACCGGUCGACGGAGAACGUGAACUUGCCGUUUAAGGUGCACGCCAUCGUCAACGAGGUGGGCAAGACCAAGGUCGAGUAUAGCAUCGGCGUGCGGGCCAACUUUGGGCCCAAGCUGUUUGCCACCAACGUAGUCGUGCGCAUCCCGACGCCGCUCAACACGGCACGCAUCACCGAGCGCUGCACGCAGGGCAAGGCCAAGUACGAGCCGUCGGAGAACAACAUUGUGUGGAAGAUUAGCCGCUUCACCGGCCAGUCCGAGUUUGUGCUGUCAGCCGAGGCCGAGCUGACCAGCAUGACGAACCAGAAGAGCUGGAGCCGGCCGCCGCUCAGCCUGGACUUUAGCCUGCUCAUGUUCACGAGCAGCGGCCUGCUGGUGCGCUACCUCAAGGUCUUUGAGAAGAGCAACUACAGCAGCGUCAAGUGGGUUCGCUACAUGACUCGUGCGGGAAGCUACGAGAUACGAUUUUGA
Grosmannia clavigera kw1407 is the source of this 1314-nucleotide messenger RNA. RefSeq names its product ap-2 adaptor complex subunit. Gene Ontology annotation, cellular component: AP-2 adaptor complex; cytoplasmic vesicle. The record is from RefSeq and is a predicted model, not a curated record. Lineage: Eukaryota; Fungi; Ascomycota; Sordariomycetes; Ophiostomatales; Ophiostomataceae. The transcript has 3 exons. The coding region runs from base 1 to 1314 and encodes 437 amino acids. Gene Ontology annotation, molecular function: clathrin-cargo adaptor activity. Gene Ontology annotation, biological process: intracellular protein transport; clathrin-dependent endocytosis.